GUCUCUUAAAACGUAGUGAUUAUAUUCUCUUUGGAGCUCCCCGCUUCUGUCAGAAGACUUGAAGUUUUUAAAGAAAAUAUAACCACCAAUACAGCCUGUCAGCCUUAGAUAAAAGAAAGUAUAUUUAUAACCGUUUUAUCAGUGGAUACAAAUAAUAAAUACGAACCAUAAUAUCAUGAUUGCGAGAACAAAGCUCGAGUUUAUUGCUUUUUAAAUUUAUAUAUUCUAAACCUAAUCACAAAAUAUGUAGAUAAAACGAUAACUUAUAUUAUCUUUUUGUUUAAACACAUUCAAAAAACAUAGCUAUACUAAGGAAAAUGAAGUUCUUUUCUAAUAAGUUUACUAUUUUUCUGUGCUUUCUUAUAUACAUAAAUGAAAUCGAAUCACAGUCUGGUCCAGAACCAUGGAAUUCAGACAAGGACCAAAUACAUGUCCCGACUAUAAGAAGAAAAAGUUCUGAUGUAAACACCGGCAUUGCAGUUACUUCGUUUAAAAGAAUCCUUGCUAUAAUGAUGAAGUCAAACAAAAUGAAGAAUAAUGAUGGCACAAUAGAUGUGAAUUUAAGAAUGAAAUUCAGUCCAGAAAAGUGGAGCGUUCUUGAGGAAUACUUGAAACCAGAUGUAAUAUAUUCAGAAGAUAUGUUUCGUCGGACUGUAGGAUAUGUGGAAGAAGCUAUUUAUAAGCCUACUAUUAUAGAAACAAUGACAAUGGCAUGGAGUGAUUAUGUCCAAGUUUAUUUAACAGAAUACAAGGUUUACAUAACUUGGGCAUUUGCCAUGUUUUCUGUAUUGGGUGCAACACUGUGGCUGUGGAGUCAUAUGUCCCGUACCCACCUGGUUAUCAUCAUGUUGCUGUUACUAUACAUUUAUGAAGUUGCUGUUUCAUACAAGGAAGCAGAGCAACAGGAGCUUAAAAGAUUUAUAACAGCUGUAAACUCUUGCAAAUGGUAUUUUUGGACAAGUGACUGUGAUGUCCCAUCACCGGAUCUACUCAUAUUUAUGAAACACAUGAACCCAGGAAAAAUUGCCAUAAAAAUGUUUACCAGUUGGAUAUCAGAGCCAAUUAUCUGUAUGAGUAAUACUGUAAACACCAUAAUUCAUGGUAUCACAGAUGGCCUGUGGUACCCUCUGGAUGUUAUAUUAUAUGGUAUUUUAACUAUAAUAAUAAAUAUCGUGUUAAUCAUAUUAGUUAUAAUGUUAAUAUUUAACUAUAUUUUUAAUACUUCUUAUAAUUUAGGUUUUCUUUUUUUCAAUGUUGGUAUCCUACAACGGAAUAGGGCAGUUCCUACUGCUCACGAGGUUCAGGGCAUGGCAGAUCCCAACCGAAUUGGUGGAGCUACGUUAGAUAGAAUAUUAGAAAUAUGUCAACACGCUAUUCAAAGAGCUAAUAUUAACGAGAAUAGACCCGCAGCGGUUUUGCCCGCAGCAGUUGCGCCCCCUAAAAAUAACAUCCCGAGAAUUAAGAGAUCUGCAAGUACGGGCCGAUUACCAAACCACAGUACAAUAUAAAAUCAAGACUUGGGUCAUAAUUAAAGACAAAGACGUAACAUCAAUAUUGGUGGUGGUGGAUAUAUGUAACAGUGUGUUAUAAAAUAAAAACCGCACACGAUGGCCCACCUUAAUAUGCUAUAAAUGUUGGAUACUUUAUGUAGAAAAAUAAAGCUUCUGUUUUCUGCAUAACAAACAUUUACUACCGCAUUAUAAUGAUGCUUAUAUAUAUUUUUUGUAUAUAUACGCAUUUAAUUUGUCCAGGCCAGUAAUUAACAUUCAGAUACUUAGUAGCUUACGCAUUUUAAACCCUAAAUAAUAUGUACAUUGUUAAACGUAUAGUCAGCUACAGAAGCCAUGGGCGCCGCCAAGAUUACUUUUACAGAGAUGCAUCUGCAUAAAUAGGUACUACACAAUAUCAUUAAAUUAUUUAUUUUUCUUUCAAGUAAUAAUCGCGCAGGUAUUUGCAUAUACUUAAAACCAUAAUAAAACCUUUGUGGUCGGCGGCGCCAAUGGAAGUAGCUGAACAAGUUCAAAAUUUUAAAUUGUCUUUAACCGUUAGUGUCCUUAUUAUCAGUCGUUUUUCUUCACUAUAAUUGACUUCACCGAAUAAGCAAAAUAUGUGUUCGUCCUUCUUCUAUUAUAAUAUCUAUUUUUUAUUAUUUCUGGAAGGCCGAUAAUUAUAUAAUGUAUUUUUUUUAUUUUUGUCUAUGUAAAGUUAAGUAAUCUUUCGUUUGAUAUUAGACAUCUUGCAUUAUAGAUACACGCAUAGAGUAUUUGGAGUUGGGGGGUUGGUAUUUAUCCCCCGCAGUUAUCAGCCGCUGUGGGUUUUUUUUCCUCUAACAAUAAUUAUGGCUUUAGUUUUUUUCCCUUAUUUCUAUUACAUGUGGACGAAAACCCUAAUAAAGUUUAACGUUGGCCACAUUUAGUUGCUCAGUUUUAGUUAAAAAAUCAUAACAUUGUUUUUUUUACACGAAAUACAGUAGAAUUCGGUUAUAACGACGGCCAAGGGACCGGUGAUAUUAUGUCGUAAUAACCAGAAGUCGUACUAAACAAUCAAUUUUUAUUUUUUAAUAAUCGCAUAUUUAAUAUAUAUU
Manduca sexta (tobacco hornworm) is the source of this 2584-nucleotide messenger RNA. RefSeq lists its product as uncharacterized. The transcript has 5 exons. The record is from RefSeq and is a predicted model, not a curated record. Lineage: Eukaryota; Metazoa; Arthropoda; Insecta; Lepidoptera; Sphingidae. Bases 318 to 1508 code for a protein of 396 amino acids.